This is a messenger RNA of Trichoderma virens Gv29-8, 1515 nucleotides long. RefSeq lists its product as uncharacterized. The record is from RefSeq and is a predicted model, not a curated record. The coding region runs from base 1 to 1299 and encodes 432 amino acids. The transcript has a single exon. Lineage: Eukaryota; Fungi; Ascomycota; Sordariomycetes; Hypocreales; Hypocreaceae.
AUGGCUGAUACGAAUAUGAUUUACACAGUCGGCGCCUAUGCCGCCUUGAUUGGCGUUGGCUAUGCCUUCUACUACGUCUCAACGCAAAAGGACAAGAAGAAGAGCACCGUCGCCAUCACCAAGCCCGCCAAGGUCUCACAGCCAGAGACUCGGAAAGAGGAUCGGAAAAAGAAGCAGCGCAUGGAGAGCUAUGUGACAGACCAGGACGUCAACAAGACAUCCAAGGCCGAUUCCCAGAAGGCAAAGGCCCCCGAGGCGCCUCAGUGGACGGGCAACCAACAGGAUGCUGAGAAGCAGGAAAUGAUUGACAACCGGGAAUUUGCCAAGCAACUUGCCAAGGCCAAGGAGGGCGCAAAGUUCAACUCCAAGAACGAGGGCCCCAAGCAGCGAGAGAAGACCGUCAAGCAGUCCAAGGCCAACAAGGCCAAAGCUGCCCCUGCCCCCGAGGUCGUCCCGUCUGCCCCAUCCUCCAACGGCGCUGAUGCCGAUGACGACGAGUCUCCCGUUGUCCUCUCCCCUGCGACUAGCCCGGUGGACGUCAGCGGUGUCAGCGACAUGCUCGAGCCGGCCCCCGCCGGCCCUUCCGUUCUUCGUCUGACUGAUACCGAGUCCAAGAAGGAUAAGAAGCAGAAGGCUGCCAAGAAUCCUGAGCCGGUUGAGACCAAGAAGCAGAGACAGAAUAGGAAGAAGGCUGAGGCCGCCAAAGCUGCCCGUGAGGAGACGGAGAAGGAACGCAAGGUCCUUGAGGAGAAGCAGCGACGAACUGCUCGCAUUGCCGAAGGCCGCGCCGCCAAGGAUGGCUCCGAGUUCAUGGCUGCCGUCAAUGGAAACAAUGCCUGGAAUGGAACCAACGGCACUAAGGACGCCGCUGCAAAGAAGGAGGACGCUUCCGUCUAUGCGCCCCUCGACACCUUUGAGAAGCCUGCUCAGAAGAAGGCUGCUGACAAGACCACUCCUGCUCCUGCCCCCAAGAAGGAGGCUGUCCAGAACCUGGAGAGCUCGUGGAUCUCCGCUCUGCCAUCCGAAGAGGAGCAGAUGGAGAUGCUCAAGGAAGAGUCCGAUGAGUGGAACACGGUGAAGAGCAAGUCUUCCAAGAAGUCCAAGAAGGCACCCUCUGCCGACUCUGGCGAGGAGACCCCUCAAGCUCGCCCGGCCGCUCAGCCCAAGCAACCCGCCGAUACCAACGCCAACAAGUCAACCAGGCCUGUGGCUGCUAAGAACUUUGGAGGAUCGUUCUCUGCAUUGACCAUUAAGGGCGACGAUGUUGAGGAAGAUGCCGAAGAGGAGUGGGAUGUCUAAGCACAAGAAGCACAACGACAAGAACAACCGUGCAUGCGUUGCGUGCUUUGCACAGUCGCCGGGAGCAGCCUGAUUGCUUGUUUCCCGCCUCUGUAUACUAUUACCCGCCGACCUGCUAUAGCUAUCGGUAUUUCCUCUUUGUUAGUUUCUAUGAUUGUCAUUUUUAUGUUGGAUCAGGAGGCAUUCUCCAAAGAGUCUACCGUGGGAGGUAGAGGG